AUGGCUUCCACGGACCGUGAAGCAUUGAUUGCCCUGUUUCGUUUGACCUGCGGGUAUGGAUGGAGCCGAAGAGGCAACUGGGGCACAGAUGCCGAGCUAGCGACAUGGGAUGGAGUCCAAGUUAACGGCCAGGGCCGAGUGGUCAAGCUUGGCCUGGCGGCGAACAACCUCCAAGGCCCCAUUCCGCCGGCGCUGGGAAAGCUCGCAGCGCUUCAAGAUCUAUACCUCAACGGGAACCAGCUAAGCGGUCCCAUUCCGCCGGCGCUGGGAAAGCUCGCAGCGCUUCAACAUCUGUCCCUCUACGGAAACCAGCUAAGCGGUGCGAUCCCGCCGGAGCUGGGAGGGCUUGGUAAGCUGGAGAUACUUUGGCUCCAAAACAACCAACUCGCAGGGCCCAUUCCCCCGGAGCUGGGAGAGCUCGCAGCACUGACGUCUCUCUACCUUUCGAAUAACCAGCUGACCGGGCCCAUCCCAUUGGAGCUGGGGCACCUUUCAGCACUGAAGGAGCUCGCCCUUUCCGGCAACCAGCUAAGUGGCCAUAUCCCGCCGCAGCUAGGAAAUCUUGGCGCCCUGCAAGACCUCUACCUCAGCCGCAACAAGUUAGAUGGUCCCAUUCCGCCGGCGCUGGGAAAGCUCGCAGCGCUUCAAGAUCUGCACCUCUACGGGAACCAGCUAAGCGGCCCCAUCCCGCCCGAGCUAGGAAACCUCUCAGCGCUACAGCACCUCUGCCUUCAGGGCAACCACCUCAGCGCUCUCUGGGACCACACACAAAACGUUCAAGACGUCGACCACAAAGAGCGAGGUCACAGCAUGCCAGGUGGACCAAUGCCAAGCCAGCUAUGCCGGUUGCUUGACAUUUUCGAUAGUGUUGAAGCGCAGGGACUGAACGACACGGGUAUCGGUCCCAGUCUCAGCCUGAGUGAGAACCCAUGGGCUGAGCCACCAGAGUCGAUCGUGGCCAAAGGUCCGAAGAGUAUCAGAGGAUAUUUCGAAGACCUGUAUGCUGAGCACUGCAGGAUCAAGCGCCGCGGCGUCAAGGUUGUUCUUGUCGGGCAGGAAGGAGCAGGGAAAACGAGCUUGCGCCAAAGCAUGAAGGCCAAUAAAGCAACUCUCACGGGCGAGUGGAAGGAAAAUAGCACAGUGCUUGCAGACGUAGAGUCCAUGGAGCUAGAAGGCUCAUCUGUACGGGUGUACGACUGCGCUGGACAGGUUGCCUACACGGGGCUGCUGCAGAUGUUCUUGACACCACGGUCGGUGUGCGUGCUUGUGUGCAACGCGGGGGAGUUCGGAGAGCAGCUAGGAAGCGACAACAUUGACCAGGUUGAAGAAGACUGCCGCAAGCUGGAAGCAUUGCGCGUAUGCAAUUGGCUUCGAUCGAUAUCUCGACGCGUUCCCGACACCGAAGUCAUUCUCGUCGCCACUAAGUGCGACCUGGCCGGUGGGAACGCUUGGGAAAUUGGCAGAAGAAUGGAGAAGGCCUGUCGAAGGUGGCUUUCGAGCUGGGCCUGCCGUAAUAUGCUGUCCGUUAGGUUGGAGCCCGGUGUUUGCCUCACGAGCUGCUUCCCAGUAGGGGCUGGUGAGCAUGGCGAGAGUAGCAGUGAGAACUUCCUGUCGAAGAGUUGUUGGGCGUGCGACUGGCGAGAUGUGGGAGGCGGUGAACCCUCGCCCAGUUUGAUUUACCGGCUCGUCAACAAGCCUGACAAAGGUGGGCUCCGAGGCGUCCAGAUGGUUCUUCCUCGCAGCUGGGAUAUCGCCCUCACUUUCCUGGAUUCUCUCGAGCAUGGACGAGAUCCGGUGGAGAUGGUAAUACUCAAGUCCCCUGACAGUGACAGAGGUGCAACGGAAACAGCAAAGACAACCGUGUAUCAGGGGAUCACGGUUGAGGAACUCAGCGCCAAGUGGCAGGAAACAGUUGAUGGGCUUGGGAGAAGAGGGAUCACGGUCACAAACGCCGAGAAUGCUUUGGAAGGAGCUCUCUCGAUCAGGGAGUUCGACGGAUCCCUCGUUCCCCACGAGAAGUUUGUCUUUCUGGACGUCGUUUGGCUGGCGAGAAUCCUCAAGCCCUUACUCAACCACAAGGACCAAGAGAUGUUUGACGGCCGUGUGAAUCUUGGGGACACGGGCGACACACGUAUCACACUCGACGAUUCAGCAGACAUCGCUUCGUGGGACAGGCUCAAGAAGGAGGGCGUGCUUGAACCGAGGUUGGCGUAUGCCAUUUGGCCGAAUGGUCUGUCCGAGUAUGUGCUGCCGACUCUUGCAUCCUUGGGUCUCAUUUUCCCACUCGAAAACGAUCCUGCUGAGGGCCUGGUAGUUCUGUUGAGGCUAAAGCCACACCGCCCCGAGAGUGUGGGCAAAGUGAUCGAUACCUUCUGCUCGGGGCUCACCCCGGCAUUCCGCGCCAGUUGGAAGAUUUUCCUCGGUGUACCGCCUGGCGCGAUCGAAAAGGUGUUGACACGGUGCUGCGGUCUUGGUGGUGUGCAGACAUUCUGGCGAUACGGGGUGCUUGUGCAUGGCGGCCUCGGCGUCCAAGAUGAGCGCAGGACAUUCGCUGUGGUCGUGGAAUACUCGUCCACCGACAACGAGCUUAUUGCUCAAAUUUUCGGCGAUGUCAGCACCCCAGGCCCGUGGGGGGCGACGUCAUACGUCAUGUCUGCGGUGAGCUUGAUGCUGGUGGAUUUUCCAGGACUGGGCUGGAAGGGCUAUCUGGAAUGCCCUCAGCAUGGUGACGGGAUGCUCUUUGUGAACAAGGCGACUAGAGAUGGAGACAAAUUUCUGGAAGGCAGUAGAUGCCCACAAUGCAGUGCCGAUACCGGAGGGCUCGGGGCCGCGGCUAUCGAUCUCUUGCGUUUCGUCGACAUCCGCCUGGACCGAGACGUGAUUUUCAACGAGGUGAAGGCGAGGUUCAACGACCUUGAGAGUCAGUACUCCUUCACUUGCCCGACGCACGAUCGCUCCAAGGAGGAGAGCGAGUUGAUUCGAAAGAUCGAUGGCAUGGCCACAGCUGUGCAGGGGGCGUUCAAUGAGGUAAAGGUUGAGGUGGAGGGAGGACUCAACGAAGUGAAGGUUGAGAUGACAGCGGGAUUCGCCGAGGUAGAAGGAGGACUCACCAGCGUGAAGGGCGAGAUGAAGGAAGGAUUCAACGAGAUGAAGGUUGAGAUGGAGGGAGGGUUCGAUGACACCAAGACCGAGUUGCGUGACGUGAAGGACGAGGUGAAGGACAGGUUAGGCAUGAUAUCGGGAAGGCUAGACAAGGUGCUAGAGAGCACCCAGGAGAGCCUCAUGCGCCUCAGGGACUUGCAGGCCCCGAACUACCGUUACCCGCGACUUGUGGUCGUCAAGGAGGUUGGAUCUGAUGGCACCGCGUCGAAGGCUCGUGGGAGGAAGAGUAUGCUUAGCAAACUUUGUGGCGUGGGCAAGAAGGACAUGACCCUGCAGUUCUUGUGCCCGGUCGACAUGACCCAGGUGCCGUGCGGCUAUGGUGGCGAAGGCUAUCGAUUUAAGGAGACGCGAAGCUGGGUGAAGAAAAUAUCUCCUGUGCUUCAGGUGGCCGUGGUGACCGCGAAGGUGGCGCUGAACGCAACGACAGGGCUGCACGUGGAUAUCUCAGAUUUCCUCAAGGACGUGAAAGAUGGGUUGGUCGAGGAGCUAGUCGACCGCACCCUCGACGACGAGGCUCUCCUUCGUGCUGUUUUGGGUGACGACAACAUCGGCGCAGAUUUGCAAAGGGAUACGAGGGCCUCGUAUGAAGCGCUGAAGAAGUUCAUGGACAAGGAACAAAUUGAGAGGGUCAAGAACACUCGGGAUGGUGAUGGCUACAUCGACUUCAGGGACGAGAUGAAGCGUGUUCCGGACGGGAGGGGCGGUAUGGUGUGGGUUAGGAACGAAAACGUUCAAAAGUGGUUGGACUCGCGUUCGAUUGCUGCUCCAACUCGCUAGACAUCGGUCUUGUUAGAUGAUGCAGCGCAUGCACAUGAAACCACCCGUGCGGACGUUUUUGUACCCACAGGGUUCAGACCACCGUUGGAUAUCACCUGGAGAGAAUAUUUCGACUUGGGAGAAAGAGCAUCUCGUUGUUCCGUGUUUUGUCCGUGCCUGUCCGUCAAGUUCACCCGAAACACCGGAACUUGGUAGAGGGGGUGGUUGUCCUGUGUCCCUAGAGUCCCACGUAGGCAUUCCGGUAGCUUAUGUGGUAGGGCGGGAGCUCAUCACACAUAAAGAGAUGUUCUUGCAGGCUAUAAUGGGCACCAUACGAUGGAUUUCCAACACAUUUUUCUUGCACAGGUGGUAAUGGUAAGAGCAGGAACGCUACCCAUAGGGUUUCCGAAUACGGUGGCGAUCUGUAGGACCAAGAGGGACCACCGGCCUGCUCCACCAGGCAUUCUGUCCAUGAAGAGGGACCAUCGUGCUCAAUAGUGGGAGGCCUUAAAUGUGCCAUUUCCUACAUGCUAACCAGUACGUCGCUGC
Messenger RNA from Ectocarpus siliculosus, 4467 nucleotides. Lineage: Eukaryota; Phaeophyceae; Ectocarpales; Ectocarpaceae. The record is from the annotation of a GenBank genome assembly.